UUCGGGCCGGCGGCUUUGAUGCGCGAUGCGGCCGGCUCGCUUUCUCGGGAUGUUGUAUGUGUAUGUGUGUCUUGCCCAUCUGUGCUGUGUGUCGGGUAUAAGGACGGAUUGUCGGAAAAGGGGGUGCUGGUCACAUCUCGGGUCAAGCGGUAAACCCUCUGAUGCUAUAAUGGCGGUAAACUUCCGAGUCAGUUACCUGCCUUCGUACACAUCUUGUAUGCCAACUGACGGCGGCUGCUGGAGUCAAGCUCGCCGCAGAUCGAAUACCUAUAACUAUUUGGGGAAUCAAAUCGAAGUCAAACAAAUCAAACCGGGUGGGCCGCCAUAUAUAAAAUAAAAAAAAGAAAUUUCAUCUUUGACUUGGGUCUAUUUGAAUAUUGAACCUGCCACUCCUCCACAUAGCGUGGCUCGGACUUCCAAGACACCAGAGUAACCGUUCCCUCUGCAGCCUCGGCCACCACAAACUUGACCCUGU
Messenger RNA from Chaetomium fimeti, 475 nucleotides. RefSeq lists its product as uncharacterized. The transcript has a single exon. The annotation marks the transcript as partial. Lineage: Eukaryota; Fungi; Ascomycota; Sordariomycetes; Sordariales; Chaetomiaceae. The record is from RefSeq and is a predicted model, not a curated record.